AUGUCAUCAGCGAGCGACUCGACCCCGGACCUUACUGGUGAAGAUGCCGCAAUCGUUUUUGGAGUUCCCAAUGUUUACUUCAACGAAAUAAUCGUUUAUGCGCUCAUGCACGAUAAGCCCCCAAUCCACUGUGUUUCCCAUGACACUGCUGAAUAUCUGUUCGUCCACUUCUCCUUAGCGGCCAGCGAUGAUGUCCAACGAUAUUCUUUAGAUUCUAGUAAAGCAUCCAAGAGCGGGACAUCGAGAAUUGUCAUGGUCUUCGCCAUCCUCCUCCUUUACGUCCGGUUCGGUUUCAUCGAUAAUGAUAAAGACGUCAUGACCGUCUUCGCGAGACUGACUGGCUUCAAUAGCCGGUGGACUGUCGCUCAGAUAGCUGACGGUGUCACGAGCAUCAUUGGGACCAUCAUCGCUGAUGGGACUAUGCACGACCUUCACGAUGUCAUAGGAAACGAUGAGCUUUCUGAGUUCGCUAGCAGGAAUGACUGGACAAUGCUAUACCUGUCUCUCAUCCUCGCCACCACUCUAAUGUGCACUUCGCUCAUAGUUUACCGUAUCUUGUCAGUGGGAGGAGUCAAGGCCGGUCUGCGGACAUACCGUAGGGUUAUGGAGGUUGCCGUGGAGUCAGCCGCACUGUAUUCCGUCGCAUUGAUCAUCUACAUUGCCUUCAUUUCACAUAACACGUUAGCAAACAGUUAUAUCGACAUCAUCACUGCCUCGAUUAAAAGUAUUGCACCCACUCUUUUUGUGGGCCGUGUUGUCGCUGCUCGUCCGAACGACAGUUGGAAGGAUAAAAUGAGUAAAAAUAAAUAA
This is a messenger RNA of Guyanagaster necrorhizus, 810 nucleotides long. RefSeq lists its product as uncharacterized. The record is from RefSeq and is a predicted model, not a curated record. NCBI's taxonomy places the organism in Eukaryota, Fungi, Basidiomycota, Agaricomycetes, Agaricales, Physalacriaceae. Bases 1 to 810 code for a protein of 269 amino acids. The transcript has 4 exons.